Messenger RNA from Notechis scutatus (mainland tiger snake), 2053 nucleotides. The record is from RefSeq and is a predicted model, not a curated record. Lineage: Eukaryota; Metazoa; Chordata; Lepidosauria; Squamata; Elapidae.
UCCACGGCGCCGGGGCGAAGAGAAGGAAGCAGUUGCCGGAGACAUGAGUGGGCUCGCUUUGCUUUUGCGAGCGGCGCGAACGGCGCUCCCACCCGGGGCCAGGCUGUUUCGCACCGGCUGCCCUCGGCCCGCUUUUGUUAAGGAGCUUUUCAUGGGGAACUUCCAAGAGAAGGAAGUUUUUCCUUAUCCUGAAAUUAGUAAUGAAGAAUUGCAAGAAAUCAAUGACUUCGUAGCACCAGUGGAAAAAUUCUUCCAGGAAGAAGUGGAUUCUAAGAAAAUUGAUCAAGAUGCUAAAAUUCCACAAGAAACUCUUAAUGGGCUGAAGAGCCUGGGCCUUUUUGGCAUACAGAUACCAGAGGAAUAUGGUGGCCUUGGUCUUUCAAAUACAAUGUAUGCCCGUCUAGGAGAAAUAACUUCUCAAGAUGCAUCCAUUGCCGUAACUUUGGCAGCUCAUCAGGCUAUAGGGCUAAAGGUAGUUUUUUCCUUUAUUAAUGUAUUGAUUUUUGAUUUUGACUUCAGUAGUUCAAUUCAGCUACCAAAUCCCAUUUUCCUGAUUUACCUGUAUUACAGUGGUAGUGAUGCCGCAUCCAUUCAGACCAGAGGCACUUUGAGUGAAGAUGGAAAGCAUUACCUAUUAAAUGGUUCAAAGAUAUGGAUAUCCAAUGGUGGUAUUGCAGAUAUCUUUACUGUGUUUGCAAGAACUGAGGUUGUUGAUGAAGAUGGUGUAUUCAAAGACAAAAUUACUGCUUUUAUUGUAGAAAGAGCUUUUGGUGGAAUCACUAGUGGAAAAGCAGAGGAUAAACUGGGGAUACGUGGAUCUAACACUUGUGAAGUUCACUUUGAAAAUACAAAAAUUCCUAUAGACAAUGUUAUUGGAGAAGUUGGAGGAGGGUUUAAGGUUGCUAUGAAUAUUCUAAACAGUGGAAGAUUUAGCAUGGGCAGUGCUUCUGCCGGAAUACUUAAGAAACUGAUUGAAAUGACUGCAGAGUAUGCUUGUACAAGAAAACAAUUCAAUAAGAAGCUGAGUGAAUUUGGAUUAAUUCAGGAGAAAUUUGCCCUUAUGGCUAGGCAAGCUUAUGUAAUGGAAAGCAUGGCCUAUCUCACUGCAGGAAUGAUGGACAGGCCAGGAAUCCCAGAUUGCUCGGUUGAAGCUGCCAUUGUUAAAGUGUUCAGUUCAGAAGGUGCUUGGGUUUGUGUGAGUGAAGCACUGCAAAUUCUUGGAGGCCUUGGCUAUAUAAAAGACUAUCCAUAUGAGCGCUAUCUCCGGGAUAGUAGGAUACUUAUGAUUUUUGAGGGAACAAAUGAGGUUUUGAGGAUGUAUAUUGCUUUGACCGGCAUACAGUAUGCAGGCAAAAUCUUAACUGAAAGAAUAAAAGAAUUCAAGAAAAGAAACGUAAAAGUGAUGUGGAAUCUAGUUUUAGGCAGGCUGUUUGGCAGCAAGCCUCCGAGCAUAGGAGUAAUUGGACAAGGGGGAGUAGUUCAUCCCAGUCUCAAAGAAAGUGUUGAGAAACUUGAGCAAAACGUCUUUGAGUUUGGAAACACAGUUGAAAAUUUACUAGUGAGGUUUGGCAAGACUAUUGUGGAUGAGCAGAUGAUUCUUAAAAAAGUGGCAAACAUUGUCAUUAAUUUAUAUGCAAUGACUGCAGUCAUAUCCAGGGCUACCCGAUCUAUGUGCAUUGGUUUGAACAAUCAUGAUCAUGAGGUGCUGCUUGCAAAUAUUUUCUGCACUGAAGCUUGUUUUGAGAAUAAUUACACAAUGGUAUCAUUACAAAAAGAUUCUCCUGAAAACCUGGAUGAGGACAUUAAAAAAGUGGCAAAUCAAGUGCUGGAAAAAAGAUCUUAUAUUUGUUCGCACCCCCUAGAUAGGACUUUCUGAAAGCUGAAAAAUAUUACUAGAGCCAGAGAACAUAGUAACUGAAUGUAUUCCAACUGGAUCCUCGGGUAUAUUCUUUGAUGUGAGGCAAAAUGCAUAACUAAUAACAUACACGGUUUCAUAUUUUACAGUGCAAUUUUAUAAAAUACAAAUAAAGUAAUAAAUUACAUAAGCCUGCUU